AUGUCUACUGAAGAAACUCUCACAGCACCGGUUGAACAAAAUGCCGUUGAAGAACCGCUGGAUUUGGUUCGCUUGUCACUUGACGAACGGAUAUACGUAAAGUUACGUGGAGAUCGAGAGUUACGCGGAAAACUUCAUGCAUACGACGGACAUUUAAAUAUGAUACUUGGAGACGUAGAAGAGACUAUUACAGUUGUAGAAAUUAAUGAAGAGACUUACGAGGAAGUUAUACGUGUACAUAAAAUGACGGUGAAAAGAACAUCGGAAAUGUUGUUUGUACGCGGCGAUGGUGUUAUUUUG
This is a messenger RNA of Acaulospora morrowiae, 300 nucleotides long. NCBI's taxonomy places the organism in Eukaryota, Fungi, Glomeromycota, Glomeromycetes, Diversisporales, Acaulosporaceae. The record is from the annotation of a GenBank genome assembly.